AUAAUAUCUUCAGUGGUUCGCAUAAAGCACUUUUCAAACAGGCUAUGCGGCAUUGGGAAAACUUUACUUGCAUUAAAUUUAUUGAACGCGAUCCAAAAGUGCAUCCCAAUUAUAUCUUUUUUACAAUUAAAAAUUGUGGCUGUUGUUCAUUUGUUGGCAAGCGUGGCAAUGGUCGGCAGGAUAUUUCAAUUGGGCGAAAUUGCGAACGAUUUGGAAUUGUAGUACACGAGCUGGGACAUGUGAUAGGAUUUUGGCAUGAACACACACGCACUGACCGCGACAAACAUAUUAUUAUUAACAAAGCUAAUAUAAUGAAAGGACAAGAGUACAAUUUCGAUGUAUUGUCGCCAGAGGAUGUUGAUUCACUUGGCUUGCCUUAUGAUUAUAAUUCAAUAAUGCACUACGCAAAGAAUACUUUUUCAAAGAGCGUCUAUUUGGACACAAUACAACCCAUCAGAGUCGCAGAUUUGGCACGCAUAGAAAUCGGUCAACGUGUACGUUUGAGCAAAGGCGAUAUAGCUCAAGCGAAUUUGUUGUAUAAAUGUGCGACGUGCGGACGAACCUAUCAAGAUAAUUCUGGGCAAAUAAUUGCUCCACAUUAUCAUAUUGUGGAUGAACGUGUGAGAGCGGGUGGUGGUAAUGAUGACAAUAUAAGCAAUGGACUUAGUAUUUACGAUGAAGGUAGUGGAGAUGACUAUGAAAAUAAUUUUGAUAAAUCAUUGGAACAAUGUGAGUGGCGCAUAACAGCGACGAAUGGAGAGCGCAUAGUUUUGCAGAUACAUCACCUAGAUUUAUUAAGUACCACAAAUUGUGAAACGGAUUAUUUAGAAGUACGUGACGGUUACUGGUAUAAAUCACCAGUACUUAAGAGAAUCUGUGGGAAUGUGACGUCGGAAACAAUUAAAAGUGACUCCAGUCGUAUGCUUAUUAGUUACGUUAAUCAUAAUGCCUUCAAAGGAUAUCGAGGAUUUACCGCUGAUUUUGAGGUAAUCUGUGGCGGCGAUGUAUACCUCGAUAAAGAAUCAGUUCGUAUUGAUUCGCCUAACUAUCCACUGGAAUAUUUCCCAGACAAGGAGUGCAUAUGGCGAAUAAGAGUUUCUGACAAUCAUCAAGUUGCACUUAAAUUUCAAUCAUUCGAAUUGGAAAAGCGUGAUAAUUGCAUUUAUGAUUACGUGGAAAUACGGGAUGGCAAUGAUUCGGAUGCAGAAUUAAUUGGUAUCUACUGUGGUUACACGUUACCGCCAAAUAUUAAGACCAAUUCAAAUCAAAUGUAUGUGAAAUUUGUGUCCGAUGGCUCAGUACAGAAGGUUGGUUUUUCGGCGCUGUUCAUGCAGGAAGUCGAUGAAUGUAAAUUUACUUAUCAUGGCUGUGAGCACGAAUGUAUCAAUACACUGGGGAGCUAUCAGUGCGGCUGCUUUGCCGGAUAUGAGCUACAAGCAGAUGGCAAAUCUUGUGAAGAUGCUUGCGGUGGUAUUGUCGAUGCAAGCACACCCAAUGGUACACUUUACUCGCCGUCAUACCCAGACGUUUAUCCAAUAUCUAAGGAGUGUAUUUGGGAGGUUGUGGCGCCCGCAAAUCAUGCAGUUUUUCUCAAUUUUACCCAUUUCGAUUUGGAAGGCUCAAAAUAUCAAUACUCAGAAUGCAACUACGAUUAUUUGGUGGCCUAUUCCAAAUUACAUGACAAUCGUUUAAAGAAAAUUGGUAUUUUUUGUGGCCAUGAAUUGCCGCCGAUACUCAACUCGGAACAGAAUAUUUUACGACUAGAAUUUUAUUCCGAUAAGUCAUUGCAACAUACAGGAUUUGAAGCAAAAAUUAGUAUUGAUUUGAAUGAGUGCAACAUAAAUAACGGAGGUUGUCAGCAUCAUUGCCGCAAUACAUUCGGGUCCUAUAUUUGCAGUUGCAGAAACGGCUACACCCUACAUGAAGAUCAUCACAACUGCACCGAAACAAAGUGCAAAUAUGAAAUAACGAAUUCGUAUGGAGUCAUACGUAGUCCAAACUAUCCACACAAUUAUUCGCGUAAUACCUAUUGCUUUUGGCAUUUUCACACCGUUUUAGGCCAUCGAGUUCAAUUGACUUUUCACGAUUUUGAAAUAGAAAACCAUCAGGAAUGUAUCUAUGACUAUGUUGCUAUACACGAUGGAAAGUCAGAGAAUAGUUCCACACUUGGCAUCUAUUGUGGGGGCAGAGAACCAUAUGCUGUACUAGCUUCUACCAAUGAUAUGUUUAUGGUGCUGCGCACUGAUGCAGGCUUACAGUUACGUGGUUUUAUGGCUACAUAUUCUACAGAAUGUGGAGGUUACUUACGUGCCAUAAAUCGCACUCAAAUAUUUUACUCUCAUCCGCGCUUCGAUAUUCGUCCUUAUAAACGAAAUAUGUACUGUAUCUGGCGCAUACAAGCUGAUCCUGAGAGCAGCGUUAAAAUAAAAUUUUUGCAAUUUGAUAUCGAAUACUCCGAUCGUUGUGAUUAUGAUUUCGUUGAGAUCACUGAAGAAUCGAGUUACGAAAGCAAUACAAACCAUGGACGAUAUUGCGGUAGAAAGAUGCCGCCAACAGUUAUUUCAUAUUCGGAUACGAUGCUCAUUCGAUUUCAAACAGAUGAAAGCACAUCACUUAAAGGAUUUGAAGUAUCAUUUUCGGCAGUUGAACCGCCUGAUGAUGACAUUGGUGAUGAUUUUGACACUGUCACGCCAUUCCCUGGUUACAUGAAGAACAAGUAUUAUAGUGCAGAUACUUCCAAUGAUUACGAGGAUUACAUGGAACGAAACCGCAAAGACUUCUUAUCAACAAAAUUGUUUUAGCUCAACUUUUUUUUUUACAAAAAAAGGGAUAUCGCUCUUGCCAAAUACUUGCUAUU
Messenger RNA from Teleopsis dalmanni, 2857 nucleotides. Its product is annotated as dorsal-ventral patterning protein tolloid. The transcript is spliced from 10 exons. NCBI's taxonomy places the organism in Eukaryota, Metazoa, Arthropoda, Insecta, Diptera, Diopsidae. Gene Ontology annotation, molecular function: zinc ion binding; calcium ion binding; metalloendopeptidase activity. The coding region runs from base 45 to 2801 and encodes 918 amino acids. The record is from RefSeq and is a predicted model, not a curated record. Gene Ontology annotation, biological process: proteolysis.